Molecule: messenger RNA, 1672 nt
Organism: Tympanuchus pallidicinctus (lesser prairie-chicken)
Lineage: Eukaryota; Metazoa; Chordata; Aves; Galliformes; Phasianidae
Product: mothers against decapentaplegic homolog 4
Exons: 10
Coding region: 16-1656 (546 amino acids)
Biological process (GO): cell differentiation; anatomical structure morphogenesis; BMP signaling pathway
Cellular component (GO): heteromeric SMAD protein complex
Molecular function (GO): RNA polymerase II cis-regulatory region sequence-specific DNA binding; I-SMAD binding; DNA-binding transcription factor activity, RNA polymerase II-specific
Source: RefSeq, a predicted model, not a curated record
GCUCCUCCGUCCGCCAUGUCGCUCUCGAACCCCCCGAGCAGCAACGACGCGUGCCUGAGCAUCGUGCACAGCCUCAUGUGUCACCGGCAGGGCGGCGAGAGCGAGACGUUCGCCAAGCGGGCCAUCGAGAGCCUGGUGAAGAAGCUGAAGGAGAAGAAAGACGAGCUGGAUUCGCUCAUCACCGCCAUCACCACCAACGGCGCCCAUCCCAGCAAAUGCGUCACCAUCCAACGCACGUUGGACGGCCGCCUGCAGGUGGCCGGCAGGAAAGGUUUCCCUCACGUCAUUUACGCCCGCCUUUGGCGUUGGCCCGACCUGCAUAAGAACGAAUUGAAGCACGUCAAGUAUUGCCAGUUCGCUUUCGAUCUCAAGUGCGACAGCGUCUGCGUCAACCCCUAUCAUUACGAGAGGGUCGUGUCGCCCGGCAUCGAUCUCUCUGGCCUGACCCUACAGAGCUCUGCCCCGUCGGGUUUGUUGGUGAAGGACGAAUACGUGAGCGAAUACGAAGGGCAGCCGUCGCUUCCUGCCGCCGACGGCCAUUCGGUUCAGACCAUCCAGCAUCCGCCCAGCGCCCGGGCCGCGAGCGAGGCCUACAACCCGCCGACGGAGCCUGCGGGCCCCAAUUUCCCAGCCAUCCCUGGGGCGUCCACCAGCCAACCCCCAAGCGUCCUACCUGGCGGCCACAGCGACGCUCUCCUCCCAUUGGCUACCGGAUCGCAGGCGGCGGCGGCGGCGGCGGCGGCUCAGAACGGUUUCACAGCCCAACCGGCCACGUAUCACCACAACAGCGGAGGAAACGGAGGUUGGAGCGGCGGCCGCGGCGCUGCGUAUCCUUCCGCCAUCCCCCAUCAUCAGAACGGGCACCUGCAGCAUCAUCCGCCGCUGCAUCCGGGGCACUACUGGCCGGUGCACAACGAACUCGCCUUCCAACCUCCCAUCUCCAAUCAUCCCGCCCCGGAAUAUUGGUGUUCCAUUGCUUAUUUUGAGAUGGACGUUCAGGUUGGAGAGACGUUUAAGGUCCCUUCCAGUUGCCCCGUGGUGACGGUGGAUGGUUACGUGGAUCCUUCGGGCGGCGAUCGCUUCUGUUUGGGACAACUUUCCAACGUUCAUCGGACCGAAGCCAUCGAAAGAGCGCGGUUGCACAUCGGCAAAGGGGUGCAGCUGGAGUGCAAGGGGGAAGGGGACGUGUGGGUGAGGUGCCUGAGCGACCACGCCGUGUUCGUGCAAAGUUACUACCUGGACCGAGAGGCCGGCCGGGCGCCGGGGGACGCAGUGCACAAGAUCUACCCCAGCGCCUACAUCAAGGUAUUCGACCUGAGGCAGUGCCACAGACAGAUGCAACAGCAGGCAGCCACGGCGCAGGCGGCGGCGGCGGCUCAAGCGGCGGCGGUAGCUGGCAAUAUUCCUGGGCCCGGCUCUGUGGGUGGCAUUGCUCCAGCAAUUAGCCUCUCGGCCGCCGCCGGCAUCGGCGUGGACGACCUUCGCCGCCUUUGCAUUUUACGCAUGAGCUUCGUUAAAGGCUGGGGCCCCGAUUACCCGCGUCAGAGCAUCAAGGAGACGCCAUGUUGGAUCGAGAUCCACCUCCAUCGCGCCCUUCAGCUGCUGGACGAAGUCCUGCACACGAUGCCCAUCGCCGACCCGCAACCUUUGGACUGAAGCUUUGCCUUCUCCC